GUGACUCGGAAGUGAACGUUGCCAUUUCUAAAGUUCUUUAAUGUCGUGUUUUUGUUUUCUUGAAGCUGUAGGUAGUGACUGAUCCCUAAACAGAUCUAUUUGUCAGUGUUUGUUGGGAAACUGUGCCGCUAGUUGACUGUUAUUGUUGUAGUGUACGCCUGCUUGUGUUUCUGUGUCCCGGGGAUUUUGUGGGUUUGUUAAUUCUACCGAUUUUACCACAUGAGCGUGUCACUUGUAGUUAUCCGUCUGGAGCUCGCGGACCAGUCGCCCAUGCCACAGGGCUUUUAUUACUCCGCCGAUGAGGACAUGGCUGAAGAAGAAAUGCAAGACAAGGCCUUGGCCAGUGCUCGGGUGGCCCUAGGGAACAAGACAGAGCUAGAGAAGGCUGCAAUUCUUCACCAGCACAUCGGGAGCCGGAACAUGUCAGACAUGGUGAUUGAGACUCUCGUAGCGAGUUCAGAUAUACCUGAUGAAAGCUGCAGCAGCAAAACAGAGGAGAUCGAUGCCACCAAAGUGCCAGAUUCACCCUCCAAACAGCUUCCAGAUCAGAUCUCUUUCUUCAGUGGCAACCCAUCUGUGGAGAUUAUUCAUGGCAUCAUGCACCUCUAUAAAACAAACAAGAUGACUUCGCUGAAGGAAGAUGUGAGGCGCAGCGCCAUGCUGUGCGUGCUCACUGUACCAACAACAAUGACCAGCCAUGAUCUCAUGAAGUUUGUGGCACCCUUUAAUGAAGUUAUGGAGCACAUGAAGAUUAUCCGUGACUCGACGCCCAACCAGUACAUGGUGCUGAUUAAGUUCGCCACUCAGGCUGAUGCUGACAGCUUCUAUAUAAACUGUAACGGCCGGCAGUUCAACUCCAUCGAGGAUGCCGUGUGCCAGCUGGUCUAUGUGCAGAGGGCCGAAAUGAUCAAGUCUGAAGAGGGGGCCAGUUUACCCGUGAUGGACCUGACCGAGCUGCCUAAAUGCACGGUCUGUCUGGAGCGCAUGGACGAGUCAGUAAACGGUGUACUCACCACCUUGUGUAACCACAGCUUCCACAGCCAAUGUCUGCAGCGCUGGGAGGAUGCCUCAUGCCCUGUGUGCAGGUUCUGUCAGACCCCCGAGCCUGUGGAGGAGAAUAAAUGCUUUGAGUGUGGUGUGCAAGAGAACUUGUGGAUCUGCCUGAUUUGCGGCCACAUCGGGUGCGGCCGUUAUGUUAGUCGCCAUGCCUACAAGCACUUUGAGGAAACGCAGCACACCUACGCCAUGCAGCUAACAAACCACAGAGUGUGGGAUUAUGCAGGAGACAACUAUGUGCAUCGGCUGGUGGCCAGCAAGACGGAUGGCAAAAUUGUGCAGUACGAGAGCGAGGGUGUCUCCUGUCAGGAAGAAAAGAUCGAUGCACUACAGCUUGAGUAUUCCUAUUUGCUAACCAGCCAACUGGAAUCACAACGCAUCUACUGGGAAAAUAAAAUUGUUCAUCUAGAAAAAGAAACGGCUGAAGAGAUCAACAAUAUGAAAGCCAAAUUCAAGGAGACGAUUGAGAAGUGUGAUAACUUGGAGCGCAGAAUGAACGAAUUAACCAAAGAGAAACAGACCAUGGAGAAAAAAUGUUCUCAGCUGAACAACAAGGUGGCCAAGCUGGGCCAGGAGCUGCGGGAAGAGCAGGAGAUGAACCGAUGCCUGCGAUCCAAUCAGCAGCAGCUCCAGGCAAACCUACAGGAAGAACAGAGUCGGAGUAAGGAGGCGGCUGCUAUCAAGGAAGCCGAGAUCGCAGAGCUUCAGGAUCAACUACAUGACUUCAGGAUGCACCUUGAGACGCAGCAGCAGAUCCGCUGUCUGCCUGCUGAUAAACGGCAGGAGCUCCAGGAGGGCCAGCUCUCCGCACCCCCUGCAGCAUCCAGGCCAGGACCUUCCACACAAGGUUCAGGCAGGACUAGUUCAAGGAGAGGGCGUGGCAAGAGAGGGAAGUAGCCAGUCGGUGCAGUGGGCUAGGGUAAAUGAGGUGGUCUGUAAUGCGAGGCUUAGAAGAACUAAUUCUGUAUUUAGCACCUCUCAAUACAAGAUGGGAGGCAGGACAAAUGUGCACUAUUACAGUAACGUACGUAUCACACUAUAGAGCAACUUUAGAACAUCGUUAUUUGUUAAGCUUAUGUCUUACCUGUGGAUUAUCAACACCCUGAGAUGGCAAAUUUCCAAGUAUUAGAACUGUGCACAUCAGUGCAGGCUGCCUAAUGACGUGAGUAUUAUUCGAUCUUGUUUAAGUGCGCACUUCAAAAUUUUUGUGCCUGGAAACAACCAGUUUUUUUAUUUCUUAAAAACCCAAAAGUGAGAAGCUCUAUUUAAUUAUUUAGUCUACUAUAAGCUGGAAAAGAUAUUACACACAACAUUAGGACUGUUAGUUCAUAAAAGUGACACACACAAAAAAAAAAACCCCAGACAUUAUGCCACCCAACUGCAGUACAGCUCUACACAGAGACCCACGUAAUGUAAACAUUACUGAAAUAAUUCCUGAAAAUGUAGCCUCGCCCUAGAAAGAGCACAUACCCGACUAAACUGUACCGUUUUCUAGGGUCUACAACCUUUUUUUUUUCCUCCCACACCUUCAUUAUUUAUAAGAACACGAAUAGAUUUUAUUUAGAGAAGUUGAAAGUAGUACUGCAAUCAGUUGUUUCAUUUUUUUUUUCCCCCUCUUCAACACGUCUACAACUGGGAUUUCAGGACUAUUUCUUAUCUUAUUAGUUGCUGUUAAUGUUUUGUAUAUUAGUUCCCUUGUUUAUUGAAUUUGUCAAUAAAUAUUUCAUGUAUCAGGUGAAGCAACCCACUUCAGCCCAGGUACAUAACAGAA
This is a messenger RNA of Silurus meridionalis, 2827 nucleotides long. RefSeq names its product BRCA1 associated protein. The coding region runs from base 220 to 1953 and encodes 577 amino acids. The transcript is spliced from 12 exons. Gene Ontology annotation, biological process: protein ubiquitination; Ras protein signal transduction. Gene Ontology annotation, cellular component: cytoplasm. Gene Ontology annotation, molecular function: zinc ion binding; ubiquitin protein ligase activity; nucleic acid binding. Lineage: Eukaryota; Metazoa; Chordata; Actinopteri; Siluriformes; Siluridae. The record is from RefSeq and is a predicted model, not a curated record.